GAAACCUGUUCACCUGGUGAGAUGAACGCCUCGUUGUGUCUCUAGUGGCGAAGGCGUUUAUCGCAGUUCGCCCCACGGGUGAGCGGAACCACUGCUUGGUGUCCAGAACCCAGAGGUGGGUUCGAUACGUGUCUGUCCACGUGUCUGUCCACGUGGAGGUGCUGUGUUUUCCGUUGUGAUUACUUUAUGCAGCUCAUUCAAACCAGUCAUCGUCCACUCUCCGAUGGAAGGAGCUCUUCUCCAGACCCGCUCCGCUCCUGUUGGGAGCGACGCCAUCUGCUGUGGGACUUUACUGCUGGAGAUGUCGAUAUGAGAAACUGGCCUGAGAGGGCGGGACCUGGGAGCGGCAGCCAAUCAGCGCCGCAUCCGCCAGCGCGCCGGCAGGCACCCAGCUGGAGCGCGUCCAGCUGAUCAGCCCGAGCUCUGUUUACUUUCCUGUCUGGCACCGAGUUGUGCUGGAGUGACAGGGCUCCAGCGGCAGCUCCCGAGCUACACAGAACGAACAUGAAGCUCCUCGAUGAGCGGAUCUGGCCGCUGUUCAAACGCCACUGGCGGCAAACGCUCACGUACUGGAGCGUGUUCUUCAGCUUCGGCCUGUGCAUCGCGUUCCUGGGACCCACCGUCCUGGACCUGAGGUGUCAGACCCAGUCCACGCUGCAGCGCAUCACCUGGGUGUUCUUCUGCCAGCAGCUCUUCCUGCUCGUGGGCAGCAGCACGGGAGGUCUCUACAGGAAAACGCUGCGCCGCUCGCUCGCCGCCCUCCUCUGCUGCACUCUCACCAUCUCGCUGGUGUUCGCCAUCAUUCCGCUGUGCCGCCAUGUGGCGCUGCUCUCCGUCGCCAUGGCGAUGGCAGGCACCGCCAUGGGGGUGAUCGACACCACCGCCAACCUGCAGCUGGUGAGGCUGUACCAGAAGGACUCCGCCGUGUUUCUGCAGGCUCUGCAUUUCUUUACGGGCCUGGGAGCGCUGGUCAGCCCCCUGGUGGCCGACCCCUUCCUGUCAGAGGGCAACUGUGUCCAGGGCGCCAACUGGACGACCAACUCGUCCUCUGCGUGGGACCUGCAGCACCUGCGCAGCAGCCUGGUGGGUCAGGGAACGCCGCUGCACAACAUGUCCCAGUAUCCUCUGCACACGGACGGGGUGGUGGUGACCAGGGUGUCCUUCGCCUUCUGGAUCAUGGCCCUCAUCAACCUGCCGGUGCCUGCAGCCGUGCUCGCUCUGAUGCGCUACGAGAGGCUGGUGCCGUGCAGCAGCAGCCAGCGCCUGCUGGACGGGGAGCAGCUGUCCAGCGCUGGCGACGGGGCCCAGGGACACGUCAGUUUGCUUGUUUGCUGUAACUUUGCCAAACUUGGGGGCCGCCCUGCCAGCUUCUUCGUCAUCCACGCUCUGGGCGGGGCCAUCCUCUUCAUCACUGACGGGAUCAUAGGCUCCUACGCCGGCUUCGUCUACACCUACGCCGUGUCCCCUCCGCUGCUGAUGGGCCACCGGGCCGCCGGAUGCCUGGACAGCGUAUUCUGGGCCUCGAUCACUGCAGGGCGGCUGGCCUCCAUCUACCUGUCCUGUAGAUACACUGCACCCAGGCUGCUCACCUUCAGUCUGACUGGCGUCAUACUGGUGCAGUGUUUGCUGAUCAUCUUCUACACCAGCUCCGUGUUUCUGUUCGUCGGCACGUGCAUGUUGGGCCUGUGCAUCAGCAGCGUGUUUCCCUCCAUGCUGGCCUUUACAGAGGACAUGCUGGACUACAAGGGUUGUGCCACGACGGUCCUGGUGACCAGCGCCAGCACAGGAGAGAUGAUCCUGCAGCUGCUGGUUGGGUUGGUCAUCCACAGUCAGGGCAGCUACUCCUUCCUACUGUCCUGUACAGUCUCGUCCUUCAUUGGCUUCGGGCUGUUCCUGCUCCUCCUCUACGUCCAGCGCAUCCACAGAAGCUGCCAGUCAGACUCGUGUCAAGACACAGACCUCAAAGAGAGGCCACAGACCGGAGGCUCGUGACCAAUGGAUCUGUGCAAGACCCGACGACACUGGGAACAGAACGACCCAAAGGAAACUUCCUGCAUGCAGCUGGACUCUCUUCAGCCAAAGCAGAGGUCCAGAGAGACCGGUGCUGAAUUAAAUCAUCUCCAGCACAUUACAACUCACAUAUAGAUUGAAUGGAGAUACUUCUGAAUCAGGAUUUGCCUCAUCAGUAUAACUGUAGAAUGUGAUAAACACUAGACGUUUUGUUGCUAGUGAAGACCCACAGCCAAUAACACGUCAUGUUUAGUUGGAGAUCUUUUAUUAUUGGUCUCACCUAAAGUACGUCUUCCAUUAUAAACACCUCCUCCACACCUCGCACAUCGAUACGCCACUUAAGACAAGCAGCUUGUAAACAUUUCAAAUAGCGUCAAACAAAUAGAGCUGGACAGAACAAAACCAAAAACUGCAUUAUUUCCUUUUAAACAGAACUUCACUACAUGUGAGGGUAAGUAAGGAUACAAAACGAAGAGAAGGGUAAGAAUGAUCGGUCCAAAAAAAGGCAGAGGAGGAAAGUUGUGAAUGGGCUUUGGGGACAUUUUCCAGCUUUGUUAAAGUGUUUUAAUUAAAGGUUCUGCAAAAAUGCUUUAGAAGCAAUCAAGUCUACUGGGCUCGACUCUAAAAUCAAAUAAAUAAAUAUCAUGUGAUAGUGCCUAA
Messenger RNA from Betta splendens (Siamese fighting fish), 2670 nucleotides. It is a transcript of the gene slc60a1a, whose product is annotated as major facilitator superfamily domain containing 4Aa. The record is from RefSeq and is a predicted model, not a curated record. The coding region runs from base 505 to 1992 and encodes 495 amino acids. Lineage: Eukaryota; Metazoa; Chordata; Actinopteri; Anabantiformes; Osphronemidae. The transcript is spliced from 10 exons.